AUGUCGGCCCACGUCGCAGGCCUCCACCCGGCGUCGGGCGCCUACGUGUGGCUCGUCACCGACCCGAGCGGCAACCUGGGCGUCGUCGGCACCUACGCCGGCGGCACCGUCCUCGUCAAGGAGCGCCACCAGAUGGGCCACGGCGCGUUCGCCGGCCGCGACCUGCGCAUCCUCGGCGAGCGCGUCGAGGUCGAGGGCGGCGACGCCGCCGCACCGGCGACGGCCUCGGCGGCCGGCGAGUCGUCGGCGCCCGAGCCGUCGGCGUGGGAGGCCGUCUCGUCUCCGGCAGCGCGGUCCAACAAGGGCAACACGUCGUCGUCGUCGGCGGCGACGCUCCUGAGCGAGGGCGCGCUGUCGCCGUCGUCGAUCCUGAACGCGGGCCUGUCGGCGCACCACGGCGCGCGCGUCGGCCAGAGCCUGCACCCGCUCGCGUGCAUCAGCGUGCACCCGCACUGCUACCUCGGCGACUAUGGCCUGUGGGGCCGCGACGAGUACGUGCGCAAGUGGUGGGCGGCCGUCGACUGGAAAAAGGUCGAGGACGCGUUCGACGCUUUCACUCGCAAGGCGCGCGUGUGA
Molecule: messenger RNA, 576 nt
Organism: Rhodotorula graminis WP1
Lineage: Eukaryota; Fungi; Basidiomycota; Microbotryomycetes; Sporidiobolales; Sporidiobolaceae
Exons: 1
Coding region: 1-576 (191 amino acids)
Biological process (GO): superoxide metabolic process
Molecular function (GO): superoxide dismutase activity; metal ion binding
Source: RefSeq, a predicted model, not a curated record